This is a messenger RNA of Sphenostylis stenocarpa, 1497 nucleotides long. The record is from the annotation of a GenBank genome assembly. Lineage: Eukaryota; Viridiplantae; Streptophyta; Magnoliopsida; Fabales; Fabaceae.
AUGGCCAUGCACUUUCUUCUGCUUCUUUUUGCAGUAUAUGUUGCUGCAAUUGAUGAAGAACCAUUCCUAGGGGUGAAUAUUGGAAGAGAUCUAACGGAUAUGCCUCACCCCACUCAAGUAGUAGCACUACUUAAAGCCCAGCAAAUUCGACAUGUUAGGUUGUAUGAUGCGGACCAAGCCAUGCUCAUUGCCCUUGCAAACACAGGAAUUCAAGUUGCUGUGUCUGUCCCUAAUGAAGAGAUCCUUGCAAUUGGUCAAUCAAAUACCACAGCUGCAAAGUGGGUUUCGCAUAAUGUGAUAGCACAUUACCCUGCCACUAACAUAACAUCUAUUUGUGUUGGUUCUGAGGUUUUAACUGUCCUCCCUAAUGUGGCAAAAGUGCUUGUCAGUGCCCUUAAGUUCAUUCAUUCAGCCCUUCUGGCAUCCAAUCUUGAUCACCAAAUUAAAGUUUCGACACCCCUUUCCUCUUCCAUGAUCCUUGACUCAUUUCCACCUUCGCAAGCCUUCUUCAACCGCUCACUGAAUCCAGUCUUGGUUCCAAUGCUUCAUUUCUUGCAAACCACUGGCUCUUAUCUAAUGCUCAACAUCUACCCUUACUAUGACUACAUGCAGUCAAAUGAUGUGAUCCCAUUGGACUAUGCACUCUUCAAACCCCUCCCUCCAAACAAAGAAGCUAUUGAUUCUAACACCCUUCUUCACUACUCCAACGUGUUUGAUGCUGUGAUUGAUGCAGCAUACUUUGCCAUGGCUUUUCUCAAUUACACUAACAUUCCUGUGGUGGUGAGUGAAACAGGCUGGCCCUCAAAAGGUGACUCUAAUGAACCAGAUGCAACAGUAGAAAAUGCCAACACUUACAACAGCAAUUUGAUCAAGCAUGUGCUUAACGUAACUGGAACUCCCAAACACCCUGGAAUUGGUGUUAGUACUUACAUCUAUGAGCUCUACAACGAGGAUGCAAAGGCAGGGUCAUUGUCUGAGAAGAACUGGGGUUUGUUUGAUGCAAAUGGGAAACCUAUUUAUGUUUUACAGUUGACAGAAUCAGGAGGAGUGUUGGCAAAUGACACCACUAAUCAAACUUACUGCGUUGCAAAGGAUGGUGCUGAUCCUAAGAUGUUGCAAGCUGGAAUAGAUUGGGCAUGUGGACCUGGCAAGGUGGAUUGCUCCCCUUUGCUGCAGGGAGAACCAUGUUAUGAACCAGACAAUGUGGUUGCUCAUGCAAAUUAUGUUUUUGACACUUAUUAUCAUCAGAUGGGAAAGUCUCCUCAGUCUUGUGAUUUCAAUGACAUGGCUACAGUCUCCACCACCAAUCCUAGUCAUGGAUCCUGUGUGUUCCCAGGAAGUCUUGGCAACAAUGGCACCUUCCCUAACGUCACGUUAUCAUCAAUGAAUUCCACAAAUUCAGAUUCUUCUUCCUGCAAUCUGCAUCGUGGUGAAAUGGGAAUCAGAAGCCUUCUAAUGAUGAUAGUACUUCUACUAUGGGGAUUGGUUUUGCCAUAA